Pleuronectes platessa (European plaice) is the source of this 3551-nucleotide messenger RNA. Its product is annotated as BUB3-interacting and GLEBS motif-containing protein ZNF207. The record is from RefSeq and is a predicted model, not a curated record. NCBI's taxonomy places the organism in Eukaryota, Metazoa, Chordata, Actinopteri, Pleuronectiformes, Pleuronectidae. Bases 102 to 1517 code for a protein of 471 amino acids. The transcript is spliced from 11 exons. Gene Ontology annotation, cellular component: nucleus.
UAGUAAGCGACGCCAUCUUGCUCCCUCCGUGUUUCCCUCUCAGCCCGAGGUCCGUGUGGAUGUAGCUGCUGUCAGCUGCUGUCUUGUCAGGUACAGGAGCCAUGGGGAGGAAGAAGAAAAAGCAGAUGAAGCCCUGGUGCUGGUACUGCAACCGAGAUUUUGACGAUGAGAAGAUCCUCAUCCAGCAUCAGAAGGCUAAACACUUCAAGUGUCACAUCUGUCACAAGAAGCUGUACACGGGCCCUGGACUGGCAAUCCACUGCAUGCAGGUGCACAAAGAGACCAUUGAGGGGGUUCCCAAUGCAAUCCCUGGCAGGACUGAUAUUGAACUGGAAAUCUACGGCAUGGAGGGAAUUCCAGAGAAAGACAUGGAGGAGAGAAGGAGAGUGCUGGAGCAAAAGAACCAAGAGACUCAGAAGAAAAAGCAGAACCAGGAUGACUCUGAUACGUUUGAUGAGGAUGACGAGCCUGGUCCCUCCUUCCAGCCGCCUGCUGCAGGUCAGACCCAGGCAGGCUACAUGCCCCCUAUCACCCAACACGGCAUGCCUCCUGGCGCUGGUUUGACUGGGCUACAGCCUGUCAGCUACUCAGGAAUGCCCCCUAUGAUUCCUGGUGGGCCACCAAUGAUGCCAGGAAUGCCACCUAUAAUGCCAGGAAUGCCUCCAGGGAUGAUACCAAUGGGUGGGAUGAUGCCUCCAGGUCACGGGAUGCCUCCAAUGAUUCCAGGCAUGCCUCAAGGUAUGCCUCCUCCUGUGGUCCACCGUCCAGGAAUCACACACAUGGCUCAGGUCCCCCCUGCUGCAAACAUGCUGGUCAGACCUUCUGUUCCUGCUGCCUCUGCCCCCUCAGCUCAGCCUGAUGGCACCAAGCCUCUGUUCCCCAGUGCUGGACAGAUGGGCAGUCGGGUUGCAAGUACAAGUACAGGGUCUCCAAGUGCAGACUCAGAGUCCGCCUCCCCAAAAGCUCUGUUCACUAUCACAGCACAAAGUCAGCAGACAGUGUCAGGGUCCCCCCAUCCUCCCCCGUCUACUUCCUCUGACCUCUCAAAGCCCACAUUCCCCGCCUACACUCAGGCCACUGCAGCUGUGUCCAGCCCCAGUGGUGGCAGCAGCACAGUCUCCAAACCUCCCUCUACCUUGACCAGUAAGCCUGCCACCCUCACCACCUCCAGUGCUACCAGUAAGUUGAUCCACCCUGAUGAGGAUAUCUCACUGGAAGAGAUAAAAGCUCAGAUGCCCAGAUACCAGCGCAGUGUUCCCCACCAAGGCCAGGCCACUGCUGCUGCCCCGUCAGCAGGUCCCAUGGGUGGCAUGAUGGCCUCUCAGCAGCCCGGCAUGAGGCAUCCCAUACCAAGCCAGUAUGGUGGUCCACCACAGGGGAUGCCAGGGUACAUACCAGGAGGAAUGCCUCCAUAUGGACAGGCCCCUCCUGUGGUUCCCCCAGGGUACCAGGGAGCCCCUAUAAGGCCGCCCAUGGGAAUGAGACCCCCUGUCAUGUCUCAUGGAGGCCGCUACUGAAGCCUGCCCUCCUCUCUUCUAUAGGUUUGGACACUCAACCCUUUUCUAAUGUCCUCAACUGCUAGUAGACAAACCAGUAUUGGUAUUUUUGAACCACGACGUACUGUGUAUUCUACUACUGAGCUAUGAAGAAGAGACACUGAAUAAACAGAAAUCAAAAGAGCUUAAAAGCAUCACUGAGCGCAUGGGAAAACAUUUACACUGUAUCUAACCAAGACUAUUAACUGUUGUUUUAAACCGUCUCUGAGGCUUUUUUUCUUCUCAUGUUUCAUUUAGGUGUAUAGAAGUGUAAUAGAUAUGGUUCGUAGUGUUGUGAAGGCGCUGGAGUUACAUGGGCAGUACCCAUCAUUUAUCAAGGCAAGUUUAAUGUACAGACAUUUCUGUUCUAAGCUAAACAAUGAGGCCUUCACAGCACAUUGUGCUGUUGGACUUUACGUCCCCAACUUUGUUUGGUGAGGGCUUCAAUUUACUGUCAUGCAUUCAUUCUGUUUUGUGCUAAUAAUUUAAUGAAUAACUACCACCUUAACUUUAAAUAGAUAAAAUAGUAUAUGUAUCGUUGAAAUACUGUACUGUAAUAAAAUGUGGUAAAAAUGUAAGACUCUUCAUUGCGGGACGUUAGUGAGAAAAGAGACGUCACAGCAGGUUUGUACUUCAACUACACAGUAACUGUUUUUGUUGUCCUGCAGAUGAACAAUGAAAACUAAUAGAAAUGCUUCAUUGAGUUGCCCUGAAAAUGCUGUUAAAUGUUAUCCUGUGACAAUGAGCAGUGCAUUGAAGUUAUUUAAUUAUGCUCUGUACACGGCACUGGCAGACCGGCCUUUGAAACCCAGAGUGCAUUGUACAGCUGCAUAACUUCCGGGUCGCCAUUGGCUCUAGUGCUAAAACCCAGAUUUCUCUUCUCCCUGUAGCAAUGCCAUGGGGGACUGGCUGAGGCCCUGUCUCAGUGUAGCCCUGUUUCAGCCUGAGGCAAGUCUCACCAUUUUCUGUCUUCUUACUCAUUACCAGGGGCCCUCACAGCUUUCAUGCUGUUGGAUCUCUAUGUCCCCAAACUUGCAGCAAGUUUGGUGAAGGCCCUUGUUUGUGUUGUUGCGUUCAGGUACCAUUUCCUCCAGGCAUGUUUGCUCAUGUGGAUUAUAGUUUUUUUGUGCCAUUGAACCUGUAUCUUCAUUAUUUACCGGUGAGAAGCUCUGUUUGUAUUUAGAAGCUAUUUACUGAAUGUGUAGAGCUUUUUAAUGAAACCACUUCUUUUGAUAUUAACUAGUCCUACAGUCCACUGCAUUUUACAGUCUGAGAUACUGAUGUCAAACAAUUUGUGAGGUUGUCGAACACAGAAAUAAUCUGUCACCUGCAGCCAUAUGUUCAUUAAUGUGUUUUGGGGGAGUUUGUAAAAUGGCUUUACCACUUAAUCCUGUUUGUUUCAUCAGCUUUCCCUACUUGAUCAUUUGAGUUAACUUCUUGCAUGAAGGCGAAUCCCUGCCAGUAACAGGUUAGUUAAAGCUGUAAGUACCACUGCCAUUCAUUUAAUUACGUCAACCUGUGUUUUGUCUGCGUACAUAAUAUGACAUCUAAAUGCUUCCUCGGUUCUUUUUGAAAAACAAGCCCACAAUAAUCAGUUAGCAGUUUACACGACUGGCAGCCAAUUUUUCACUAUGAUGUCAAGGAAUGUCUAACAAAUCCUAUUUUUUGCUGCAAAUAACUUCAAUUCAAACCAAUAAUUUGAUUUAUUUUACAUAAGUUGCACAGGAAGUCUUCAUCGGUAAGUAUGGGCUCAUAAAGAUUCCCAUAUCGCAAGGAAAAAAGAUCAGAUUUUACCUGCUCAAGAAUUUUUCUCCUUUUUUCUACAAUUCAUCUAUAAACACGAUAGCAGACUGUCUGGGAAGCUCUGGAAGAGUUAAUUUAAAAACUGAAACUUAAUCAUGACUAUUUGUUGUAGGAUCUGUGCUGUGAAGCGAUCUGCAAAGUUGUAUUUCUCGAUUUAUGUGCCGAUGUCUGUUUACUCAUUUUCUUUGAAUAAACCAGCUCCUUAACUCUGAA